AUCAAGUUGAAUCGAGUUCAUAAUUAAGAUUCAUUAAUUCAAGACGAGGCGAAAAUAUGAAGAUGUUUGAGCUUUAUGCUUAAGUGUGGCUAGACUUGAUGGUUCUCUAACCGACUCGAACAAAAAUGAGAUGAGCGAAGAAAGCCAAAAUUAUACGACGGGUGUCAAAGUAGCAGCACAUACGCAUGAGAACAGCCAUGGCGGACAACAGUAGAUUUCUUCUGAAACAACUACCGUUUCUUCUGCUCCUCAUCUUUUCAAUGAUUCAAUUAGCAUGUAGAGCAGAUGUUAUAACACUCACAGAAGAAACUUUCUCUGACAAGAUAAAGGAGAAAGAUACUGCAUGGUUUGUGCGAUUUUGUGUUCCUUGGUGUAAGCACUGCAAGAAUUUGGGAUCAUUAUGGGAAGACUUGGGAAAGGCCAUGGAAGGAGAAGAUGAGAUAGAAAUUGGACAAGUUGACUGCAGUACUAGUAAAACUGUAUGUUCUAAAGUUGAUAUUCAUUCAUACCCAACAUUCAAGCUCUUUUAUAACGGUGAAGAAGUUGCAAAAUAUCAAGGACCACGAGAUGCGGAAUCCUUAAAAGCAUUUGUUCUGGAAGAAACGGAGAAGGCAGCAGCAGCCGUGGAAGAUGGUAGUGACAAAGAUUUGUAAUCUAUGUUUCUAUGCAGAAGAUAACAUAAAGAGCUCACAGAAGCCGUUAUGUUAAUGUUAGCAGCAGAAUCAGUAUAGGUUAUAUGGCAUCAACAAUUACGAGAAGCAGAAGCAUGAUUGAUUCUUGGGCUGUAUAGUUACUGUAGCUGCAGCCAUCUGGAGUAAAUUGUCAGCUUGAAUUACUCUCAAACACACUCAUGAACUCAAGUAUAUUUCGAACUUGAGAUUUAUGGUAAUGAUGCACUCGGUUACAAGUCAUUCUGCAGACAUAGUAUUCUACAUGUAAUGAAUAUUGUACCGACUUUCGCAGCAACUGUCAUGCUGGGAACAACAUCAGAGCUACAUUUUCCUCUGUUAUGAAUGCAAACUUUCUCCAUGCUUUUAAUGAGAAUUUCCAUAGAUGAUUUUGCUAGGAGAA
This is a messenger RNA of Amaranthus tricolor (Joseph's coat), 1071 nucleotides long. RefSeq names its product protein disulfide-isomerase 5-1-like. Lineage: Eukaryota; Viridiplantae; Streptophyta; Magnoliopsida; Caryophyllales; Amaranthaceae. The record is from RefSeq and is a predicted model, not a curated record. The transcript has 5 exons. Bases 186 to 653 code for a protein of 155 amino acids. Gene Ontology annotation, biological process: protein folding. Gene Ontology annotation, molecular function: protein disulfide isomerase activity. Gene Ontology annotation, cellular component: endoplasmic reticulum.